AUGUUGGUGUCCACCAGCAACUUGUCUGGACACGUUCGAACCUUUUCGACCGGGAGAUUCUCCACAGCCGAGGACGACAGGGUUACCAUUCCUUGUCAUGGGAACACUCGCAUUCGGAUCACUUCUCUCUAUGCUAUCGGGGAUACUUCAUUAUUGAACAAGAUCGGUGACAUGGAAACGCAACGAAACGCAGAGCGGAACGGACCAGUGUUGUUUGGUCAAGCCAAUUUUGGUCCACCCCCAUCCGGGUCUCCCGUAUCGUCCGCCGACCUUGCAUGCAUGUUUGUCACCUGA
Molecule: messenger RNA, 294 nt
Organism: Echinostoma caproni
Lineage: Eukaryota; Metazoa; Platyhelminthes; Trematoda; Plagiorchiida; Echinostomatidae
Source: the annotation of a GenBank genome assembly